Molecule: messenger RNA, 2689 nt
Organism: Lampris incognitus (smalleye Pacific opah)
Lineage: Eukaryota; Metazoa; Chordata; Actinopteri; Lampriformes; Lampridae
Gene: ptgr2
Product: prostaglandin reductase 2
Exons: 8
Coding region: 443-1486 (347 amino acids)
Biological process (GO): prostaglandin metabolic process
Molecular function (GO): 15-oxoprostaglandin 13-reductase [NAD(P)+] activity
Source: RefSeq, a predicted model, not a curated record
GAGACCGGACGGCAAUUUAACAGUUAAAAUGUCUGGGGGGGGGGGAGUCAUAAGCGAUUGCAACGUUAACGAAAACGACAUGUAAGUGAAUCUGGUCGAGGGGUGCGGCGUUGUCGAAACCGUCAGCCGGACAUAACAACAUUGGCCGAGGGCCGCGUUCCGUUUCCACCGAUGCCGUAAGUGGCCCUUUGCGGCUUUUGCGACAGCUCGGCUGCAGAUGGCAAAACACGGCGAGCGAUACGCACCGCGUUGCACGUCGGCGCGGCGCAUAGCCUGUCGCUGCUGCAGGAGCUGGAGCUAACAACGCCCCCCCUUCCUUCCUCGCGUCCUUCAUAUGGGUCACACAGCGUGAGUUAGCCUGUCGCAGCUUCAGGAGCUCGCCACGAUCCUCCGCGUCUCUCUUGUAGCUGUUAUACAGACAGUGCGGGGAAGGAGUUUUAGGAUGCGGGCGCAAAGAGUGACGUUGAACUCUCGACCUGGUAAAAAUGGAGUUCCCGUUCCUGAAAAUUUCCGGCUUGAGGAGACGACUCUACCCCUCGACCUGCAGCCGGGAGAAGUCCUCGUCCGGACGGCUUACCUCUCUGUCGACCCCUACAUGCGAUGUCGCAUGAAUGAAGACACGGGUGCUGAAUACCUGACACCAUGGGGCCUGUCGGAGUGUGUGGACGGCGGAGGCGUCGGGCUGGUUGAGUCCAGCCGCAGUGAUGGGCUCACUGAGGGAGAUGUGGUCACCUCAUUCAACUGGCCUUGGCAGACCCACGUUGUUUUGAAAGGAAGUGUCUUACAGAAGGUUGACCCACAGUUGGUUGAUGGGCACUUAUCGUACUUUUUGGGAGUAGUUGGCAUAACAGGCCUCACUGCACUUCUGGGCAUGAGAGAGAAGGGCCAUGUGACCAAAGGGGCCAACCAAACCCUGGUAGUGAGUGGAGCUGCUGGAGCUUGUGGCUCCAUCGCUGGACAGAUAGGCUGCCUGGAUGGUUGUGUGAGGGUGGUAGGCAUCUGUGGAUCCGAUGAAAAGUGCAGUAUGUUGGUUGACAAACUAGGUUUCUCUGCCGCCAUCAACUAUCGGCAGGAAGACGUUCCCACAAGGCUUAGGGAGUGCUGUCCAGACGGGAUAGACGUUUACUUCGAUAAUGUGGGAGGCCCCAUAAGUGAUGCUGUUAUAGCACAGAUGAACAAUGGCAGCCAUGUGAUCCUGUGCGGGCAAAUCUCACAGUACAACAAGGACGUUCCCUACCCUCCGCCUCUGAGCGAGGAGAUGCAGGAAGCCCUGGAAAGCAAGAGCAUCACCCGCGAGCGAUUUAUGGUGCUCAGCUACAUGGACAAAAUGGAUGCUGCCCUCCUCCAGCUCAGCCAUUGGGUCAAAUCGGGCCAGAUCAAAGCCUUGGAAACAGUGGUGAGCGGCAUUGACAAUAUGGGAGAGGCAUUUUGCUCCAUGAUGAAAGGUGGAAACGUUGGCAAGCAAAUUAUAAAGCUAUCCAAUUGAAUGAGAUCUCUCUCUGCAGGCCUUGGGAAAUAAACUGACUCUUGCCUCUCCAUCUCCGCUGUGGAGAUGAACCCGAUGAACCCUGGGAUCAUACUGCAAAGUUAAUGACAUUUGAAUACUUAAUUGGUCGAUGUCGAGUAUUGAAACUUUUUUAUUAACCUUUCAAGAGUACAAAUGGAAAAAAAAAAGCUCUUCAAAAUUGUGUUCUUGAGAAUAAUAAAUAGGAUCCUUGUAGAGUGCUUGGAAGGCAUAUAAAAGUCUUCAAUUGUUAAUGUUUAUUGAUUUAAGAAUUAAAUUAGUGCUGGGGUUAAACGGAAGCCAGAAGGAACAUUGCAGUGCUGCAUCACAAUACUCAUAUCAGGCCGCCACAUUGAAUCAACGUUGCAUGCCCCGUGUUAUGUUGUCAUUAUCGGCCUCUGUAUUCCUGUUGUCUUGCAAGGGAUAGGCUUUAAUCACAGCACGGACAUGGUGGGACACUCCGAACUGCCCUAAAGGAGCAAAUACAUUUAUCGGCUCAAGUACCGUCAUCAUUCACAGGCGCUACCCUGCCCUGUGUUAUACGUCCUCGAUGUGAUGAGGAUGAAGGAAAACUCAAAGUGACUUACAUUUAUGAACAUUUUUUAUUUCACAGCACUAUAAACCAUUAAUAAAAUAAAAAGUGGUUUGUCAAUUUUCUCAGUUGUCACAAAAGAAGUGGCGGGUGUAAAGUCAGUUCAUUCACGUAUUCGACUAGUUAACCACAGGAAAGGAUGCAGAAUAAUGCAAACACCAGUACAUCUACUACAUUGCUUCUCAGAGAAGUACUGAUGUUCCGCCAUUUGGGAAAAGUAAAAUGGAAAGAAGAGCUAAUUACAGUAGCCAAAAUUCAGUCUUUCCAAUUAGGGAUUACUCGAUCUUUGCACAGUACUGAACAUUUACGAGCAGUUUCACCAUUUUAUCAUCAGUGCAUUUGAGUUCUACUAACAAGAAAACAAACUCAUCUCACCACGGUGAAUUUAUGGUGUACAAAAAUAAAUAAUCCCAUGCAUAAUUUCAAAGGUGAAGCCCACAAAUGAGGUACAAUAGACCUUUACUUCCUUUCAAAUCCAUUCAGUGCUGCCCCCCAGUGGACAUAGAAUAGAAGUUCGUGAGAGGUACUGAGCGUCGUCACAAAUGUAGAUUUUGCUCAUUAAAAAAAACAAAACUGAAUUAACCCAAGGUUUG